GGCCUCCGUGCCAGAGCCAUUUCCUCAGCCAUCUAUGUACAUUCUUUAGGCACAGCAUUGCUUCCUCUGGCGCGCCACCAGCACGCUAGGUGCUACAGCACGCUCAUUGCAUCGUCAUUACUAAGUAUCCAGGUGGCGGGGCAUCAUCCGAUGUCAAGGAUGGGGGCCACGUGCCUGUCAGCGGGCAGUGGCAAGCUUGCGGGCCUCGGCCUCUUUCGUGUUGCCAGCUUAUCACAGAAGCCCUGCACGCUGGUGCCUGGGAGCACACUAUGGCGGCAGUUGCAGAGUUUGCAAGGCACCUGCGGCACAGAAGCGCCAAUGAGGAAUGCGGUGAAAGGGCAUGAGGCCUGUGGAUCGCUUGUGAGCAGCAGGGGUUUCGGAGCAUUCAGAAUGGUGCCCAGCUUACCCAGCAGAGCGGCAUCGACAGCAGCAUCUGCUGCAAGUUCAGAGACCGCAGAAGCACCAACCGCUACCCCCACCCGUCCCCCCUCCACCCCAACGGUACUAGCAGACCCUGCUGUCAGUGGCGACAACAUUCGAAAAAGGUUUCUGGAGUUCUAUGCCGCCCGGGGGCAUAAGGUCCUGCCCAGCUCGAGUCUGGUUCCGGAGGACCCCACCGUGUUGCUCACCAUCGCGGGGAUGCUGCAGUUCAAGCCUAUCUUCCUGGGCCAGAUUCCAAGGUCGGUACCCCGCGCCACAACUGCUCAGAAAUGCAUUCGGACAAACGACGUUGAAAACGUGGGGCGCACGGCGCGCCACCACACCUUCUUUGAGAUGCUGGGCAACUUCAGCUUUGGGGACUACUUCAAGCGGGAGGCUAUCCAGUGGGCCUGGGAGCUGGCCAUCAAAGAGUACAAGCUGCCGGUGGAGCGCGUUUGGAUCAGCGUGUUUGAGGACGACGACGAGUCGCUCGCCAUCUGGCGGGACAAGGUCGGCGUGGCCCCCGAGCGCAUCAAGCGCAUGGGCGCCGCAGACAACUUUUGGUCCAGCGGGCCCACCGGCCCCUGCGGGCCCUGCUCCGAGAUGUACUUCGACUUCCACCCGGAAAGGGGGCACGAAGGCGCGAGCCUGGAAGACGACAGCCGCUUCAUCGAGUUUUAUAACCUGGUGUUUAUGCAAUACAACCGUACCGCGUCGGGCGAUCUGGAGCCGCUCAAGAACAAGAACAUCGACACCGGCUUGGGGCUGGAGCGGAUGGCGCAGAUCCUUCAAAAGGUACCGAACAACUACGAGACCGACUUGAUCUACCCAAUCAUCCAGAAGGCGGCGCAGCUGGCCGGCCUGGAUUACGCCACUGCGGACGAGCGCUCCAAGGUGAUGCUCAAGGUGAUCGGGGACCACACCCGGGCGGUCGUAUACUUGAUUUCGGACGGUGUGUACGCGUCCAACAUCGGACGCGGCUACCAGGUCCGGCGGCUGCUGCGGCGCGUCGUGCGCAUGGGCCGGAUGCUCGGGAUCGGGCGCGAGGGUCUGGACACGCACGAGGGCGCGUUCACACCGGCGAUCGCGGAGGUGGUGGUCGGGAUGUCGGGCGCGGUCGACGCUGACGUCAGCCGGAACGCGGGCCGGAUCUACGACGAGCUGCGGCGCGAGGAGCUGCGGUUCGUGCAGACGUUGGAGCUGGGGGAGAAGCUUCUGGAGCGGCUCCUCGCGACCGCGACCGCUGCCAAAGACGGGGACAGCGGGGCGGUGCUGUCGGGCAAGGACGUAUUCACACUGUACGACACGUACGGCUUCCCAGUGGAGAUCACGGAGGAGGUCGCGGCGGAACGGGGCGUGGGCGUAGACUUAGAAGGGUUCGAGAAAGAGAUGGAGACGCAGCGGAAGAUGUCGCAGGCCGCGAACGUGGCGGUGAAGCUCGUUGCCGGGGGGGUUAGCGCAGAGUUAGCGGAGAAAGUGGCGGCGACCGAGUUUCUGGGUUAUACGCACCUGGACGGGAUGGGCCGCGUGGCAGCGCUGGUGGUCGGGGGAUCCCUCGUGACCGAGGCGACGGAGGGGCAGGAGUGCGAGGUGGUGCUGGAUAAGACGCCCUUCUACGCAGAGUCCGGCGGGCAGAUCGGCGAUACCGGUCUCGUGGAAGUGACCAGCUCCUCUUCCUCCGGGCUGCUCCGCGUGCUGGACACCCAAAAGGCCGCUGGCGGGGGCGCGCUGUUCAUGCACCGUGCGAUCGUCGAGGCGGGAACGGUGACCAUCGGCGCCAGCGCGUCCGCUAAGGUCGACGUGGCCAAGCGGCGGCGCUCCCAGUGUCACCACACGGCGACGCAUUUACUGCAGGCCGCGCUGAAGAAGGUGGUGGGGCAAGACGUGUCGCAGGCCGGCUCGCUGGUGGCGUUUGAUCGGCUGCGGUUCGACAUCAACUGCCCGCGGCCAGUGACGGAGGAGGAGCUGACGCGCGUGGAGGAGCUCGUGAACGGGUGGAUCUCGCAGGCGGUGCCGCUCGAGGUGACGGUGAUGCCCAUUGCGGAGGCCAAGGCCGCGGGCGCCAUCGCCAUGUUCGGUGAGAAGUACGGCGACGAGGUGCGCGUUGUGAACGUGCCCGAGAUCUCCCUCGAGCUGUGCGGCGGAACCCACGUCACCAACACCGCCGAGAUCCAAGGUUUCAAGGUCGUGAGCGAGGCCGGCAUCGCGUCAGGCGUGCGGCGGAUCGAGGCUGUAGCGGGCCCCGCCAUGAUCGAAUACCUGACCGCCAGGGACGGCAUCGUCAAACAGCUCAGCACGCAGUUCAGAAUCAAGGGCGAGGAGGUCCCCGCGCGCAUUGCGGUUCUGCAGGAGGACCUAAAGGGCGCGCGCGCGGAGGUGUCGGACCUGAAGGCGGAGCUCGCGCUGGCCAAGGCGCAGCUGCUGGCGGGGCGCGCGGUCAAGCUGGCGGGGGGCGCGAGCAUCCUGGUGGAGCAGGUGCCGGGGGUGGACGCAGAUUCGCUCAAGGUUGCAGCGGAGCAACUACUAGAGGGUCUCGGUGAUCCAGGCGCAGUGAUUCUCGGAUCCUCUGUGGAGGCCGGAAAAGUUAGUCUAGUGGCGGCUUUCAGUCCCGCCGUGGUAAAGGCCGGCGUUCAAGCGGGCAAGUUUGUGGGCGCUGUUGCUAAGAUAUGCGGGGGAGGGGGCGGGGGUCGGCCAAACUUCGCACAAGCAGGAGGGAAGCUGCCGGAGAAGCUAGAAGAGGCUCUAGCGAAAGCGAGGGCGGAUCUGGAGUCCGCAUUGGGAAAAGCCUCCUAACAUUGUACAGUCAUCAAUAUUCACGCCUGCUCGAAACAUGCACCAUUUUGGCAGGCUUGGCACGUGCUAUUUGGUCGGACUCUGUCGAAAGGCAGCACAUGGUGGUAUGCCUGUAAGACGUGCGGAUUUUGGCUUGGUGCCAAGCUCGUUGCUAUCAUACUGCUUGAGGAUGAAUCUACCGUGACGAGGCACAA
This is a messenger RNA of Klebsormidium nitens, 3407 nucleotides long. The record is from the annotation of a GenBank genome assembly. Lineage: Eukaryota; Viridiplantae; Streptophyta; Klebsormidiophyceae; Klebsormidiales; Klebsormidiaceae.